Messenger RNA from Saccostrea echinata, 471 nucleotides. RefSeq lists its product as uncharacterized. The record is from RefSeq and is a predicted model, not a curated record. The transcript has 5 exons. NCBI's taxonomy places the organism in Eukaryota, Metazoa, Mollusca, Bivalvia, Ostreida, Ostreidae. Bases 1 to 471 code for a protein of 156 amino acids.
AUGCCCUACACACCUCCCCAAAUAUUUAUUGGUAACUGUCCGGAAUACAAUACUGGAGCGUCCAAACUUAACUAUGCCGCCUGUCAGUCUAAUAGAGGACAAUGUCCACCAGUUUCAUUCCUCUCCAGCGAUCUUUUCAAAUACUUAGGAUGUGUUCCUUUUCAAAGAAUAUAUACCACUCCCCUUUCGGUAUUAAGUUCAACACACAGUGAUAUAACCGAGAACCAAACGGAAGAGACAAGCGCCACAACAUACACCAUUGUGCUAUGUAUAGGGAUUAUUGGCUUGGCUAUUGUUGGCCUUGCUAUGUUCAUUUCCUGUAAAAGAAGGCACAGACUGCAAAAAGCGAACCAAAAAGCUGACGAUGAAACAGUUUUAGAAAAUCUGGUUUCCUCAAAUGAACAAAACAACACCCACAAGGACAGCACACAAAUAAAAGGUAUUUUAUACUGUUCAGAUAUCUAUAAAUAA